UUCGUCUAGAAAACGUCUUGGAACUUAAUUGGCUAGGAUAGAAUUGGUUGAAUGCCGACGGCUACCUGACACCGCCCCCCUCGUCGUCUCCACCGAUUCCUUCGCUGUGCUCGACUUUUUCAAUUCAGUGCAAUUCAUUCAGCGGUACGGCUGUUAUCUCUCUGUUCCUACACGACUACAAUGUGUUCGUGAUCUACCGUUGUGUCUACAAUACAUUCGGUGCUGGAAAAAGGAAAGGAUUAUUUUUAUACGCAGGUUUUACCAGAUUCUAGUUGCAGUACCUUUUUGCCCUUUGGAGGUACGCAACGUACGUGCGCGAAUAUCCAAGUGUUCCAGCCAAAACAAAAACAUUGGAAUGGCCGAAUCUAACAUCGUCAAGUUUUACGAAGAUCGCUCAAUUUUUAUCACGGGUGCAACAGGGUUUAUGGGAAAAGUUCUUGUGGAAAAACUACUUCGAUCAUGUCCAGGUAUCAACCGACUCUAUAUUUUGAUGAGGCCAUCCAAGGGCAAAGAAGUUACCGUUCGCCUAAAGGAGCUCAUAAGCAACCAGGUGUUUGAUUCACUUCGAAGAGAGCAAUCCAAUAUGCUCGAAAAAAUCGUGGCCGUAACAGGAGACGUGACUCGAGAAGGCUUUGGAUUAUCGCCAUCUGAUUUGAAUUUGCUCAUUGAAAAUGUUUCCAUAGUCUUUAAUUUGGCCGCAACAGUAAGGUUUGACGAAGAGCUCAAGGAUGCCCUUCAAAUGAACGUCAAAGGCCCCAGGUACCUUCUCAAUAUUUGCCGCAAGAUGAAACACCUAGAGGCUUUUGUCCACGUCUCGACGGCCUUCAGCGUCGUCGACCGACCAGAAAUUGACGAAGUAAUUUAUCCAUCUACGAUGGAUCCCGUCAAAUUAGCCGAAUUCAUCGACGAGGCCGAUGCUUCACUUCUUAAUGGCAUUACCAAAGAACUUGUUGGCCCAUAUCCAAACACCUAUACCUACACCAAAAAGUUAGCCGAACAAAUUUUGGAAAAAGAAUGUGGUACCGUUCCACUGGCAAUAGUUCGACCGUCCAUCGUCACUGCAGCUCUUAGAGAGCCGUUUCCUGGUUGGAUAGAUAACUUAAAUGGUCCAACAGGAUUGAUUGCUGGUGGAGGAAAGGGAUUUAUUCGAGUAUUUAAAGCUGAGAGCCCUGACCUUAUAACUGACCUCAUUCCCGUCGAUUUGUCAAUCAACCUUAUGAUUGCAGUAGCAUGGCAUACAGCCACGCAUCGACCAGCGAAUUCAUCAGUCUACUUUAGUUCAACCAGUUACGACAAUCCUAUUACUUUUGGCCAGUUUGAGACCUUUACUACGUUCGCCUGGAGAAAAUAUCCAACUAAAGAUAUGCUCUGGUAUCCGACAUCGGAGAUCACAAAUAAGAACUGGUAUUAUCAGCUCAAUGUUCUGCUCUAUCAUAUUAUGCCUGCCGUUUUAGUUGACUGUUAUGCCAGAUUUAUGGGCCAGCGUGCAAACAGGGUUCGCUUGUACAAAAAAGCUUUUCGCGCACUAUCCGCCUUCGAUUUUUUCUUUAGUAAACAGUGGAAAUUCAUAAGUAAGAACUCGGAUGGAAUUUGGUCAACAUUGUCGGCGAAAGAUCGCAAAAUAUUUUAUUUUAAUGUUCGUGAAAUUAACUGGCUUGCGUACUUCGAAACCUACAUUUUGGGAACUCGUCGAUUUAUUCUCAAAGAUGACAUCAGUACUCUACCAGAAGCAAAGAAAAAUGUGACAAAGUUGUAUUUACUACGGAACUGCGUACAUAUGGUCUUUUUUGCAGCUUCUAUCCUGGGUUUUUCAGCUGUUUUCAAUUUUUUCAAGUUCCUUCUGCGCGGGCGAACCAUUGCAAUAAGUGAUUUGUAAUACUGAAUUCGUAUACCAAUAAACAGCUAAGUGCUAAUAACAU
Molecule: messenger RNA, 1919 nt
Organism: Daphnia carinata
Lineage: Eukaryota; Metazoa; Arthropoda; Branchiopoda; Diplostraca; Daphniidae
Product: putative fatty acyl-CoA reductase CG5065
Exons: 9
Coding region: 356-1876 (506 amino acids)
Biological process (GO): long-chain fatty-acyl-CoA metabolic process
Cellular component (GO): peroxisome
Molecular function (GO): alcohol-forming very long-chain fatty acyl-CoA reductase (NADP+) activity
Source: RefSeq, a predicted model, not a curated record